AUGGCCCCUGCUGCUGUCGAGACUCUGCCCGUCCAGCUCCCCGUCCACUCGAGCUACAAGAGCUACGGUGGAGAAGCUCCCCCCGGCGACUACAAGGAGAUCAGCACUGCCAAAUUCUCCGAAGAGGUUGAGAAGAAGGGCACUGGUGACUUUGCCCCCGCUUCGUACCCCAACUACCUCCCCACCUGGAACCCCGAGCAAAAGUACGCCCCGCUCGAACCCUUCGAGCACGUCGAGCACGGCAAGGACGCCGACCCAACCUACCCGGAGCUUCUCGGCGACGGAGUGACCAUCACCCACCUGACGCCCAAGACCGGCUCCGAGGUCCGGGGCAUCCAGCUCUCCAAGCUCUCGUCCGCCGGCAAGGACCAGCUGGCGCGCCUCGUCGCCGAGCGCAAGGUCGUGGCCUUCCGCGACCAGGACUUGGCCGACCUGCCCAUCGCCGAGGCCCUCAAGUUCGGAGGCUACUUCGGUCGCCACCACAUCCACCCCACCUCUGGUUCUCCUGAGGGCCACCCCGAGAUUCACCUCGUGCACAGGCAGGCCGGUGAUAACGCCAUUGACACGUUCUUUGCCAACCGAACCAGCUCAGUGGCGUGGCACUCGGACGUUUCCUACGAGGCCCAGCCACCCGGGACAACCUUUUUGUACGUCCUGGAUCUCCCCAGCACUGGUGGAGAUACCCUCUUCGCCAAUGCGGCUGAGGCGUACAACCGCUUGAGCCCGCUAUUCCAGGAGAGAUUGCAUGGGCUUAAGGCCAGGCACUCUGCUAUUGAGCAGGCGAAUGGAUCUGUGAGGCGCGGAGGCAUUAAGAGGCGGGAGCCCGUCGUCAACGAGCACCCCAUCGUCAGGACUCAUCCCGUCACUGGCGAAAAGGCCCUCUUCGUCAACCCUCAGUUCACUCGUAACAUUGUUGGCCUCAAGAAGGAGGAAUCCGAUGCCAUCCUCAACUUCCUCUACGACCACCUCGCCUGGGGCGCCGACUUCCAGGUUCGUGUCAAGUGGGAGAAGGGCACUGUCGUGGUCUGGGACAACCGCGUGACGCAGCACUCCGCCAUCGUCGACUGGACCACCGGCGAGAGGAGGCACCUUGCUCGCAUUACGCCGCAGGCUGAGAGGCCCUACGAGACGCCGUUUGUGGCCAAGUCGUAA
Scedosporium apiospermum is the source of this 1152-nucleotide messenger RNA. RefSeq lists its product as uncharacterized. Gene Ontology annotation, molecular function: 2-oxoglutarate-dependent dioxygenase activity. Bases 1 to 1152 code for a protein of 383 amino acids. Gene Ontology annotation, cellular component: cytoplasm. The record is from RefSeq and is a predicted model, not a curated record. The transcript is spliced from 3 exons. NCBI's taxonomy places the organism in Eukaryota, Fungi, Ascomycota, Sordariomycetes, Microascales, Microascaceae.